Messenger RNA from Diospyros lotus (date-plum), 1734 nucleotides. Its product is annotated as capsanthin/capsorubin synthase, chromoplastic-like. The transcript has a single exon. Lineage: Eukaryota; Viridiplantae; Streptophyta; Magnoliopsida; Ericales; Ebenaceae. Bases 158 to 1618 code for a protein of 486 amino acids. The record is from RefSeq and is a predicted model, not a curated record. Gene Ontology annotation, molecular function: oxidoreductase activity, acting on paired donors, with incorporation or reduction of molecular oxygen. Gene Ontology annotation, biological process: carotenoid biosynthetic process.
CAUCCACUCACCCACGCAAAGUCCCAUCACAUUUUUAUAAUCAAAAUUGGAGCAUCUUCUCCUUCGAACUGCACGGUGAUUCCUCUCUGUCUGGAUCUGCCCAACCUCCGUUGAAAUCCUCUCUCUCUCUCUCUCUCUCCAACUCCGCCCCUCUUCCAUGGCAACUCUUUUCCGGCUACCCCCGCCUCCUCUUCAAUAUCCCUCCGCUUCCAAAAUCCCCAAUUCUCCAUUCUCUCCUCCACUUCCCCUUUCCCGAAGAAUCCACCGCCCAAAGUUCGGUAACUUCCUGGACUUGACCCCCCAAUCGGCACCAGUCUCUCUUGACUUCGAUCUCCCCUUUGCCGAUCCCUCCAGCCGCCGCCGCCCCGAUGUCAUCGUCAUCGGCGCCGGCCCUGCCGGCCUCCGCCUCGCCGAGAGGGUGGCCGGCUACGGAAUCCAAGUUUACUGCGUUGAUCCCUCCCCACUCUCUAUGUGGCCGAACAAUUAUGGAGCCUGGGUUGAUGAGUUUCAGAGCCUGGGGCUGGACCAUUGCUUGGACAAGACCUGGCCAAUGGCUUGUGUUUAUGUGAAUGAUCACAAGACCAGGUUCUUGGACCGGCCCUACGGCAGAGUCAACAGAAAGGCCCUGAAGAUGGACUUGUUGCAGGGCUGCGUUUCCAAUGGUGUUAAAUUUCACAGGGCCAAAGUUUGGGGAGUGAAGCAUCAGGAGUUUGAGUCCGCAGUGGUAUGUAGCGAUGGGAGUGAAUUGAAGGCCAGUUUGGUUGUUGAUGCCAGUGGAUUUUCCAGUGGUUUCAUAGAGUAUGGCAAGCCAAGAAACCAUGGUUUUCAGAUAGCUCAUGGGAUUUUGGCUGAGGUUGAAAGCCACCCGUUUGAUUUGGACAAGAUGGUUCUGAUGGAUUGGAGGGAUUCUCAUCUGGGCAAUGAGCCAUAUCUCAGGGCUAGUAACUCCAAAUUGCCGACCUUCUUGUACGCAAUGCCGUUUGACGAGAAGUUGGUGUUUUUGGAAGAGACUUCACUGGUUAGCAGGCCGGUUUUGCCGUACAUGGAGGUGAAGAGGAGGAUGGUGGCAAGGCUUAGGCAUCUGGGGAUUAGAGUGAAGGCCGUGGUGGAGGUUGAGAAGUGCUUGAUACCAAUGGGGGGGCCUCUGCCGGACAUCCCCCAGGGCGUGGCGGCGAUUGGUGGGUCAGCCGGGCUGGUCCACCCCGCCACCGGGUACAUGGUAGCGCGGUCCCUGGCUGCAGCCCCGGCAUUGGCUGACGCCAUCGCCGAAUGCCUUGGCUCGACCCGGAUGAUCAGGGGAAGGCCCCUGCGGCAGAAGGCAUGGGAUGGGCUGUGGCCGGCUGAGAAGAGGAGGAUAAGGGAAUUCUACUGCUUCGGGAUGGAGACAUUGCUGAAGCUUGAUUUGAACGGGACAAGGAGGUUUUUUGAUGCUUUCUUUGAUUUGGAUGCUUACUACUGGCAAGGCUUUCUGUCCUCGAGAUUGAGCCUGGGAGAGCUGGGGAUGCUGAGCUUGUCCCUGUUUGGGCACGCUUCCAAUCCUUCCAGGCUUGAUAUUGUCACAAAGUGCCCCGCUCCAUUGGCUAGAAUGGUGGGCAAUCUUGCCCUCGAGGCUAUUUAGUUUUGAAGGCGUGGUGGGGUGAAGAAUGUGGCAUGUUUUGUUUGAUUGAACACACAGGAAUUCAUCAAAAUGUUUACAAUCAAUCUUCUGUUUAUCUAAAAGUAACCUUGUUUUUA